Apodemus sylvaticus (European woodmouse) is the source of this 549-nucleotide messenger RNA. RefSeq names its product PPP1R2C family member C (gene Ppp1r2c). Gene Ontology annotation, molecular function: protein phosphatase inhibitor activity. Gene Ontology annotation, biological process: regulation of signal transduction. Lineage: Eukaryota; Metazoa; Chordata; Mammalia; Rodentia; Muridae. The record is from RefSeq and is a predicted model, not a curated record. The coding region runs from base 1 to 549 and encodes 182 amino acids. The transcript has a single exon.
AUGGCAACCUCCACCACCUCACACAGACCCAUCAAGGGGAUACUCAAAAACAAAAGUUCAACAUCUUCAGUGGAGGAUUCUUCCCAGCCAUCCGGAAGACCGGGCACCCAGGAGUUGCAACGGAAGAAAUCGCAGAAGUGGGACGAAUCCAACAUACUAGCAACCCACUAUCCAUCCUACAAAGACUAUGACCUGAUGAAGAAGAAUGAGCCCGGCAACCCCUAUGGUAGCGUGCCACACGAUGGAGAAGACACCAUAAAUGAAGUUCAAGGAAAAGAUGCCGUGACCCCCGACACCUUAGCGAAGAAAAUCGCAGCCUCUGACACUUUGGGGACCAGUUAUCAGGGUGAGGAGCAAGAAAGCAGCGGUGCGCAUAGUAGUAAAUUCUUCCUGGACAAACAAGAAAGGCAACGGCAAUUUGAGUUGAAAAGGAAGUUACACUACAACGAAGGAUUAAACAUCAAAUUGGCCAGACAACUGAUAUCGGAGGAGCUACAAUCUGAAGUAGAGGAAGAUGAAAACCAACCACGUCUACAUUCAAAUUAUUGA